UCGGCCUGCGGACACAGCUGAAUGAAUCUCGCGCUCCGCUACAGCUUGAAUAGAGAACUGUUCGCAAUACAGGAGAACAAGAAGAACGUUGUGGUGAUUCGUUUUGUAUUUUUCUUUUUAGAACCCUAAUUAAAAACAUUAGAAACGCACUGAUUGGAUGAAAAUGUUGCGAGUAAGUUGAUUGUUAAAACUAGCGGAUUUUCGCGAUUCGUGGCACUUUUUCGUCGUUAGUUUUCUUGUGUCCAGCAAAAUAAGGUGUAUAACAUUGCGUGUGUGUAACCUUACGCGUCCUUGAUUGAAUGUUUGUUUGCGUGAUGAAGAGAAGUUAGCUAAAAAUUAAAUUCUAAAUAUUGAAAAUAGUGAAUAAUAAAAUCGUCAUAAAUUGAAAUCGAGUCAACAAAAGGGUCUUGCAUGCUAAAAACAGUUGAAGGAGGGGAAACAAAAUGGAAGAGUCACAACAGCUGCAGUUUUCAUUACGUCAAAAUCUAAGUGAUAUUGGUAAUAAUAACAAACAAUUAAAAGAUAGUUCUUUACCAAACGCAUCUGGACACGAUGGUAGCGGUCACUUGGUUGAUAGUGGCUAUAAUUCAUACCAAUCGUUCAAUGCCUCGUCAUCCGUCGUUCGAUCGGGGCUGGCCACGAUCGAAGAAGAUAAUGAAGGAGAUUCCAGUUUCGAAGAUUUGCGAGAUUCCGAACCACUGAAAAUUAGUAAUAUGUUGACACCUACAACGGCUGCAAGCAUUGAACAAAUAUCGAACUUUCACCUGACCACACCAAACAGCACUGUCAAAAGAAUAAUUGCAAAACGAAUUCCUUUGGCCCGCAAGCCUACGUGCCAAAAUCUGUUUGUUCAACGUACUCCAGAAAAAAGUGAUUUAGAGAAUGUGCUUGAAUUGGACGGAACACCCAUUCGUUCGGGUAGAAAAUCUGCGAUGGAAAUUUCGACACCGCGAAAGAAUAAAACUUCGGCUAAACGCAAGCUGAAUAGUUUUCGAGGAAAGCUAUAUUCGGAUGGAGAUAUGGAAAAGGUUCACCCAUUCCCGAGAAAUGUCGAAUCAUCACUGGAGGAAGAAUGCAAAAAAUUAGAUCAGGAGGAUAUUUCCCCAAUUUUUCACAGUAAGCGCCGCAGAAAUUCAGUUAUUGAUGAUUUUAUGCGUUCAAGCACACCGAAGACGGCUAGUUUUAAGAGUAGCUUCCAUGUUGAAGCGCGAGAAAACAUAAACUGGGAGGCGCUUAAGCAAGGCAAAGCAAUGGUUGCUGCACGUAAACCACUGACGCUGCGUAAGUUUCAAAGUUUUAGUCCAAGUAAGAUGCACAGUUAUCGGAAGCGAGACAAUAUUUUACAAGAGAAACUGAUGAAUAACAUUAACAGACCUCCGCUCCAAAGACAGUGUGCUUUUCAAGAAUCUUCCCCAUUAAAACUUCCUAUUAGCCAGGACAAACAGUCCUCGGGAGUUCCACUAAAGCAAAAUGUUGAUUCAUCUGUACCUGGGAAUAAACCAGUCUCUGUGAAUAGCGUGAACAUUGCCACAUUAUUAGAUGCACCAUUGAUAGAGCAGCAAGCAUCAGAUGAUAAUUUGAAGGUAACCGACUUGGAUCAGGAAAUAUCACAGCUCCCGUCGUUUGAAGAUUUUAGUUUCACUCCCAGUAAGACAAGUUACUCCAAAUUAGAAUUGCCGGAAAACGAUUCUGUUAUUCGUGAAGCUCUAGCCUGUAAUCAUGGAAAAUCAGUGACAUCGAUUCUGGAAAUUGAAUCUCCUAAAUUUUCCGUAUCAAGCAUUCCCAGAACGCCCACUUCGGCGAACAAAUCUCGAAAAUUAAAGCGGCUAUCCUCACGCAGUUUAAGCUCAGUGAAAAAAGAUAAACCACACAGCAAACCAACAUCGCCUAAACAUAGAACCGAGCCUACUAUUCCGGGAAGAUACCGACGCUCGUAUGAGGGUGUUGAACGGUUGGAUAUUCUCAAAAGUCUCAAUGAACACAACAAGUAUGCUCUGGAUGUUGUUCUAGAUUAUCUGACCGACAGUGAUCUGGUUGAGGUAGUAGCGGUUUCCCGUGGAUGGCGUUCCAUUAUAAAAACGCACCGUCGCGUUAACCGAAGAUUGCGGGAUUUUUUGAGCCGCACAUCGCACACAAAGGAGAACCUCAAUCGUACUGGUUCAGUUUCACGAGACUUCAGUGUACAGUCGUCAGCUAAAUCCAUAUCCACAAGCUUUGAGAAGGACAAGGAUACGAUACCUCAGCCGGUGCAGCUGAUCCGUCAACCUUUCAGCUUGUGUAACUCCGUCGAUGGCAGCUUUUCUGCAAUGGAACUGAAACGUUCGAAUUCUGUGCAAAAAUCGCCGCCGGUCAGUCCGUCCAAAAGAAAGUUUCGCGAAAAUCAAAAGAUUGCUUCGCACCUCAAAAAAUCGGAAAGACUGAAAAUAUGUCCACGUUGUGAAAAGCCAAGUCGCGUGGUUCAGAGUAAAUCCUCCAUCAAAACUGCGUUGACUAGUGCUACGACAAACCUGAGCUCAACGACUGCCAAGUUGGAGAAAUCAUACACGCUACCAGAUGCUAGCUACAACGAUUCCGCCAAUCUCGAUACUGUCGACAGUCCCGUGUCGCCGAACAGCUCGGAUCGAAUCCGUAGGAACCUAUUCUCCACCAGUUUGCUACCGAGGUCCUGUUCGAUGGACACUCGCAGCACUCCGGUUAGCCAGGCGAUCCGGCGACGUAAUUCCGUCGAUACAAGUAUGGAGUUUUCUGGUUCGCUGCUAGAACGUAAGUCACGAAAAGGCAACCGCCAUCGACGUGGUGACGAGUCCCAGUGUGAUUAUGCGGUAUGCAGUGGCAAAAGCUGCGGGUUUGUAUUUUGUAUCAAAUGUUUGUGUGAAUUUCACCCGAACUCGGUGUGCAAAGAUUUAGCGCCGAAUUCGCCCAGCAAGGAGGAGGAGUCAACCCAUAACGUUGCAUGUAGUAAACAAAGCCGUCGGUCACUGCUAAGACUGCGGAAAUAAUUUCUUUCGGUUCAUUUAUCGCUGCUGAGGGAAAUUUCAAUUUACAAAACGGUAUUUUUAUUAAUGUUUUAAACAGUGAAAGUUAUUUAUUACUAUCCUUUAGGUUUAUAAGUGUACACGUUCCAGUUUCCUACUUCAUUACCUGUGCUUGUAUUUUUUUUGUAUGCUUUUAAUUUUAAUGUGUUUACUUUAGAUCAAAUGUGAGAUUGUACUGAUUUUGAUUUUUACAUGAAGCACGGUUUUUUCCAAUGAAGAAACAAAUAAACAACAGGUGUCCCUGCGAAGCAAACUUUAUCCCAGUACUGCUGAAUAGCGACUCGAAUAAGACUAAUAAAUGAUUUAAUUUCGUCAGACUCAUUGUGGUUAGUUCUUCCAAAAAUAAAAAAAAUAAAUGUUUAUUUCUUCAUCGUGAUUGUGCAAAAUCGAUCGACAUUGCGGAAAUACAGCAUAGUAUACAAGUUGUGAGUUUGUACUCUCUAAAUAAAUAGCACUGAGUUGAAUGAGUUAAUAAGUGAGCAGAAUACCAUGACAAAAAAGACAAAUCAUUCCGAAUGCUACCUCGUUAAUCAGCUGAUAGUAGACAGCGCUGGAAGGCUGAUACUUAAAUGUUAGAUGUACGCAUGUGUACUACAUCACUGCAACUCAACUAGGAUAAAAUUUGUAGGAAUUGAUUUUUUAAGCUUCAUAAUAAAUUUUGUUGAAUAAAUUGCUUACUGUUAUGCAUUACAUAUUGAUGACAUCUUGUUCCACUGUAAGUUAUGAUUUUCAUUUCUUUUCAUACAUUCAAAGGAUUCAUUAAAAAGAAUAAAUACACAUGAGAUAUCUAGGUUAAAGUUAAGUUUCAAACUUCUCCGGUGUCGUUCGUGCACGGAACAGUGCCGGCACUGAACCAUUUCGGAACGGUAGGAAUAGUCCUUAAUGUGGGUAGAACUUAAUUCUGCUGUUCGGUAAAGAUUCUUCAUGUGAUGUGAUGUGAUGUGAUGUGAAGUGAAGCCACCAUCAGUUCAAGGACUUGCCAGUGGAUGCGGGUAGACUUACAGUAGCCUCGAUAUGACUCAUCCAUUCACCUUCUUACUAUAGCUGUUACCGAAAAGCGAACAAAACGGGUUGGACGGAUAUGUAAGUAGAGUCACUUACUCGUAUUCCGCGGGAAUAAAAUAUGCUCUUCCAACCAUAAUAUCCAGUGCAUGGAUGAAGCAUAUCGCUAUACAUGCUUGAACCCGCCUGAUGGUUUGUUU
Malaya genurostris is the source of this 4237-nucleotide messenger RNA. RefSeq lists its product as uncharacterized. The record is from RefSeq and is a predicted model, not a curated record. The coding region runs from base 444 to 2999 and encodes 851 amino acids. Lineage: Eukaryota; Metazoa; Arthropoda; Insecta; Diptera; Culicidae. The transcript has 3 exons. Gene Ontology annotation, biological process: negative regulation of meiotic nuclear division; regulation of mitotic nuclear division. Gene Ontology annotation, molecular function: zinc ion binding. Gene Ontology annotation, cellular component: nucleus.